AUGUACCUCGCAAAUAUAUCACAUGAACAGAUGUCUUGUAGUACUUAUUCAUCAUUAUCGAGAACAUCUACAAAUAAAUCAAAGACUUUGCAUAAAAGUCCUAAUCUUAUUCAAUUAUGUAUGAAUUCAGAUGAAAAUUAUGCAUGUUGUACAAUAAAGAAAUUAUUUUCAACAUCUUGUCAUUAUUCAUUAAAUCUAUGUGAUCAAUUUGGAUGUAAUAUUCUUAUGUAUUCUCUUCGUUAUCAACGUUAUCGAUUAUUUGACAUUUUAUUAAAUGAAAUAUCGUUUGAUCUUAAUAUUCAUACAAAAGAUCAAGAAAAUAAUACAAUUCUUCAUUAUGCAAUUUUAUAUGGCGGAAAUAAUACACAAAUUAUUGAGAAAUUAAUUGAAAAAUAUAAGAAAUUUGCAAUGAAUAUUGAUGAAAGAAAUAGUUUUGGAUUUACUCCAUUACUUUUAGCUGCUUUCUGUGGACGAUAUGAUCUUGUUUUAACUUACCUAACUAAAACAGAUGCAUCACCAUUUGUUCGAGAUUCUAUUCAAUUUAAAAAUCUAUUUGAUUAUAUUAAACAUGACAAUCAACCAUAUACUUAUUCAAAUCCUAAAUUAAAACAUUUACGUAUUCAACUUCAACAAACGAUUCCUUCUCGACAAUAUUCUUAUAAAAAUUUUUUUGAAAUUAUUUCAUUACAAACUCCACAAAAUGAAUUGAAAACAUUACGUUUAAUAAUUAUGGAAUUAUUCAAUGUGCAAUAUUUAUCAUCGAAUAUGAUACAUCUUCUAAGUUAUUUACAUGAACGGUAUCCACGAAUUCAAGUUCAUCAACAACAACAAGAUAAUAUCAUAGCAACACAACUUAUCACUCAAGGAGAAAAUUCAAAAGUUUAUAUCCAUAAUAUUUUAAAUAUAUUCGAUCCAGAUAUAAGACCUAAAAUACCACUAAAAUUACCAACAAUUCAACCAAAAAAAUCAACAAGAUUUAAAAAAGUGGGUACUAAAAUAACAACACUUACUGCUUUCUCCCAUAUGUCACAGGGAAAAAAACAAUCAUUACUCAAAACAUAA
Molecule: messenger RNA, 1062 nt
Organism: Adineta steineri
Lineage: Eukaryota; Metazoa; Rotifera; Eurotatoria; Adinetida; Adinetidae
Source: the annotation of a GenBank genome assembly